AUGACGCCCAACAGGGUAAGCUUGCGUCCACGACUGCUCACCAGCCGCUGUGAACCUACUUACCACAUUCAGCAAGGGUUUAAUAAUCUGACGCUAAGGCACAUGAGUACUCCCUUCUCUGAGGAUAUCAUGAAUUCCCCAAAAGAGCCCAAGGUAAAAACUCCUACCAUUGAAGCCUAUGACGGUACCACAGAUCCCGAUAUGCACUUAGUUGCAUACCGUCAUCAUAUUUAUGUUCAAGGAAACAAUGAAGCCACUUGGUGCAAAUAUUUCCCAGCCAGUCUCAAAGGAGUAGCGUCUAAAUGGUUUGAGCGAUUGCCCUUAGGGUCAAUUGCCUCUUUCAACGAACUGCAAACCCUGUUUUCCACUAGGUUCAUGGCACACAAGGAAGAAAGGAAAACAAGUAUGCACUUGGGACGAAUUCAACAGGGGAAGGAUGAGUCACUGAGAAGCUAUGUGAAACGCUUCAACCUAGAGGUCGGACAAAUCCCAGAUUUGCCGGACGGCGUCUCCUUCGACAAAUAUAUCAGAGGACUGAAGAAGAGAUCCUUUAAGUUUGACCUAGUCAAGAAAAGUGUAAGGACUAUGGCUGAGGUUUUGGACGAGGCCGAAGCAUUUAUCCAUGCAACAGAAAUAUGCAGCGCGUCAAAAGAUGGAAGGAUUGGAGAAGCAACAGAUUCCUCAGGGAAGAAAGACAAGAUAGACAGAAAAUCCACACGAGUAAAUGGUACUUGGGCACUCUCAAAAGAGCAUGAUAACAAUUAUCCUAGACACAAGAGAGAACUUCCACAAGAAAGAGAAUACUUCGAGUAUAACACAGAUGUCCUCACAAUACUGAAAGACCUCGGAACCAGGUAUGACCUUGAACGACCUUUCUCCAUGAAGUCUCCUGCUGAGAGUCGAGACCCUAAGUUUUAUUGCCAGUUCCAUGAAGACAUAGGGCAUGAAACCAAAAACUGCAGAAGCCUGAAGAGAGCUCUAGACGGCCUAGCCUCUAAAGGAUAUCUCAAGAACUACUUACAGAGGAAUGCUCACGGCUCUGGGAAGAGCCAGUACAAAAACAACAAGUCACCUGUCUCACCUACGGAGGGAAAUCACAGUGAAGGGGGGUUUGUAGCCGUCAUAUCUGGGGGACCGCUGGAGGACCCACCAUGA
Spinacia oleracea (spinach) is the source of this 1155-nucleotide messenger RNA. RefSeq lists its product as uncharacterized. NCBI's taxonomy places the organism in Eukaryota, Viridiplantae, Streptophyta, Magnoliopsida, Caryophyllales, Amaranthaceae. The record is from RefSeq and is a predicted model, not a curated record. Bases 1 to 1155 code for a protein of 384 amino acids. The transcript has a single exon.